AUGAUAUUGAACGGCUUCGAAGUCUAUCUCAGCUCCGGUGGCGCUCGCAUGGAAGAACAUGUCAACGCUGAGAAUCAUGCAUCAAGUAGCUCGGACACGAUGACAUGUAGCAUUGGGAAUCCUUCUGGAAAGGACGUUUCUGUCUCCGUGAAGGAUCUAAACGAGCGUGGAAAUGGUAGGUACAAGGCAUUCACGGCCACGCUUUACGCAGAAGACCGUAAGAUUGCCUGGAACGGCGAGAUAAGAGAAGACGCGAGGCUAUGCCUACUUGACCAUGCGUUAGACGAGGACAGGCGCGAACAUCGCUUGAGGUUCUCGGAUGUUCCGACCACCCUUGACCAUGAUGAAAGCAGCGAACUGGAGCCCCCGGAAAUCUUAGAUCUACUUGGAUCGUUGAAGGUUGUCGUGCACUGGGCGAAGUACGAGACGAGGAAACAGAGUACGAAACCAGCAAUCACAGAUAUUGAUCAUCGCCCUAUCGUACGGGAGCUGGGCGACCUGAGAGCCAGAGCUGGGAGGCAAGGAUUCAGUAUAAUGACACUCGGCGAAGAUAAACCUGCCAGUGAAGAUUUUUUUGCAGAGAAGCGUCCAUGGGGGCCUGGCGGUGAAUUGUGGUGGGCAUGGACCUGGUAUGAGCCCAAGACACUCAUAUUGGCGGCCACCUUCGUGUUUCGCCACCAGGGUCAAGUUCCAGAGCGCCGGAUGUCGGAACACAGGCCUGAAAGCGGGCUACAAUAUAAUGACCCUCAGACACAACAUGGCGGCAUAGAAGACGAUCUUUCGAUGGCAGGUGGAUCUGCUCGGGACGACGAGCCUCUCCUAGACGAGCGCCAAAGUACAGAAGCUAGUCCGGGCUCUCGUAGCAGUCAAUCUAAGACUGGUGACCCUGAGCCUUACGAUGAUGGCUCUCCAGAUGAAGACGAGAUCAUGAACGACUCGACGUCUGGCUUCGACGGGACAGACCUCGGUGAACUCAGCUUGUCCAGCCCAAUACCCGAUCCAUACUCUCCGCCUAGAUCCCCAUCGUGCACUUCGCCGCAUCUCAACGACGGUAACUCGCGCAUUGGGAGGAAGCGAAAGCGUGACGACUCUGUCGACGGCAGCAUGGACAUCGAGGAGGAUCUGGACAAUGAUGCCGAUACACUGGAACCAGGACAUCAUACGGAACGGUUGAAUUGGUUGCUGGCCAAGAAGGAGUCCUUAGAAAGAGAGCUGGUGCAUAUCGAUCUCGAGAUAGCCGAGUUGCGUCGGCGAACGAGAAGGUGGAGGUCGCCCUCUGCACAGACCAACGAUGCAUUCGAUAGCGAUGGAUGA
Messenger RNA from Peniophora sp. CBMAI 1063, 1314 nucleotides. Lineage: Eukaryota; Fungi; Basidiomycota; Agaricomycetes; Russulales; Peniophoraceae. The record is from the annotation of a GenBank genome assembly.